This is a messenger RNA of Oryzias melastigma (Indian medaka), 4401 nucleotides long. RefSeq names its product activin receptor type-2B. Gene Ontology annotation, cellular component: activin receptor complex; plasma membrane. The transcript is spliced from 11 exons. Gene Ontology annotation, biological process: activin receptor signaling pathway; protein phosphorylation; cellular response to growth factor stimulus. Bases 464 to 2008 code for a protein of 514 amino acids. The record is from RefSeq and is a predicted model, not a curated record. Lineage: Eukaryota; Metazoa; Chordata; Actinopteri; Beloniformes; Adrianichthyidae. Gene Ontology annotation, molecular function: ATP binding; activin receptor activity; activin binding.
CCUCCGCGCGUGCGGCUGCUUAAACGGCCGAAGCUGCACCCGGAGCCGCGCCGCGCGUACUGGCGUGCGCGUGUCCGCGGUGAGGUCACCCCCCCUCCCCACUCGUGUUUACACAUCCGGGUCUGCAGCCCCUUCCCCAUUUCGGAGCCAUUUUGGACGCAGAUCAGUGACCCCCCCGCCGCUGCAGCUUCCAUCCCGGUGGACCGAAUCACCGCGGAACCAGCACUAGGUUCUGCCCGGCUCGUGUUCGGCCUCUGACCCAGUUCGGUUCCGGAAGUCCCCCCUGAACCUCCGGCGGUCCUCGUCGAUCCAUGCCCAGCAUUGUUGCGCCGUCGCGGCCGUGGACGCGCUGUGGUGGGGGCUAGGCUGCUGGAGGGACCGGAGGCCCGUUCGGAUCCCGGACUGAUGUUCGGUCCGAACCGACUUUAAUGUCCGCGGACGGAGGGGGGGCCUUGAACGGAACAUGUCUUCUUCAUGGCUGACCUGUUCGCUGCUCCUGGGAACUUUGUGCGCAGGGUCCAGUCUGGGUGAAGUGGAGACGCGCGAGUGCAUGUACUACAAUGACAACUGGCGAACCGAGAGGACCAACCAGAGUGGCUUUGAGCGAUGCGAAGGGGAGAAGGACAAGCGGCUGCACUGUUACGCCUCCUGGCUUAACUCCUCAGGGACCAUCAAGCUGGUGAAGAAAGGCUGCUGGCUGGAUGACUUCAACUGCUAUGACAGGCAAGAGUGCGUCUCCAUGGAGGAAAACCCUCAGGUGUUUUUCUGCUGCUGCGAGGGGAACUACUGCAACGAGAGGUUCACGCACCUCCCUGACAUGAUGGGCAACGGCAAUCGAGUGAAGAUCCAGCCCCCUCCUCGAGUGCCGUCGGUGCUCAGUGUGCUGGUGUACUCUCUGCUGCCGCUGUGUGUGCUCUCACUGGCCCUGGUUCUGGCCUUAUGGAUGUACCGACACCGCAAGCCCCCCUACGGCCAUGUGGACCUGAGCGAGGAUCCUGGCCCGGUCCCCCCGUCCCCUCUGGUUGGUCUGAAGCCCCUGAAGCUGCUGGAGAUCAAAGCUAGAGGACGCUUCGGUUGUGUGUGGAAAGCCCAACUAAUGAACGAAUAUGUUGCUGUAAAGAUUUUCCCAGUUCAGGAUAAGCAGUCGUGGCAGAAUGAGCGGGACAUUUAUCUGACUCCAGGAAUGAGGCACGAGAACAUUCUACGCUACAUCGCAGCAGAAAAACAUGGCAGCAGCCUGGAGACAGAACUGUGGCUCAUCACAGAGUUUCACGAGAGGGGCUCGCUGACGGAUCACCUGAAGGGUAACACUGUGACCUGGGCCGAGCUGUGCCACAUAGCAGAGACCAUGUCCCGGGGCUUGGCCUACCUCCACGAGGACAUUUCCAGCUUCAAGGGGGAGGGGCCUAAGCCCACCAUUGCUCACAGGGAUUUCAAGAGCAAGAACGUGAUGCUGCGAGAUGAUCUGACCGCUAUCAUUGGAGACUUCGGACUGGCAGUGCGCUUUGAGCCUGGAAAACCUCCUGGAGACACGCAUGGACAGGUGGGUACCAGGCGCUAUAUGGCUCCAGAGGUUCUGGAGGGCGCCAUCAACUUCCAGCGAGACUCCUUCCUGAGGAUCGACAUGUACGCCAUGGGCCUGGUGCUGUGGGAGCUGGUGUCCCGCUGCUCGGACAGGGACGGUACAGUCGGCGAGUACAUGCUGCCGUUUGAAGACGAGAUCGGCCAGCAUCCGUCCCUGGAGGACCUGCAGGACGUGGUUGUGCAUAAGAAGAUGCGUCCGGUCAUCAAAGACUGCUGGCUCAAACACCCGGGUCUGGGCCAGAUCUGCGAGACCAUGGAAGAAUGCUGGGACCACGAUGCAGAAGCGCGCCUGUCCGCCGGCUGUGUGGAGGAGCGCAUCAGUCAGAUCGCCAGGACGACCAGCAGCUCUACCUCAGACAACCCCGUCUCCAUAGUAACGUCUCUCAUCAACGAGGACCUUCCUCCCAAAGAGUCCAGCUCCUGAACGGGGGCGCCACCACCCCCAUCUCUCAACUGUUCCAGCCCAGAUCAGAAGAUCCUGUGAAACGCCGCUGCUAUGUACCAGUUCUUGAUUUGGAUCGGCCGCACUAACACGUCCGUCUGCUGUCGUAGUAAUAAGCUAUGCCACAUCCACCAGUCAGACCUCGGUCAUUACCUCAUCGUCUGUAGCCCCGCCCCUUUUAUACCUCAUCAGCUCUUUGUGUUGCUUUCCCAUCCUGGUCACAUAGUCGUCUGCGGCCAAAUGACACAAACUUUUGCUCCUCCCCUCAGACGACGUGCUGCAACCUGGGAGGAAGCCGUUCAGACUGUUAAGUACAUGUAUUCAUCUUCCUCAGGGCUCAGAGCUUCUGUUUCUACAGCAGUCAAGCUGCUUCCUCAGGCGGACAACCAGCAACCCGCUGGGCGGGACGAGGGAGCUCAGCACUUCUACGGACGCUUUGGACUUCUCAAAGAUUUGGGACAAGUGUCUUGUCCUGAGAACUACCUCUCAGGUAUCCAGCAGGCUUCUCUGAACGAGAUCCCACCCGCCGUCACGGACAAAUCCUGGACAUCUUUGUUUUCUAACAUCAGAGCGACUUCUCUCUAAGGGCGCCGAUGCCGGCUGGAGCCGCACAUGACCUUCCCCACUUCACUCUGUGUGUGUGUCUGUGAGAGUGUAUGUUUGUUUGUUUACAUGUGUGUAUUUAUGUAUGGGUGUGUGAAUGUGCAUCCAUGUGUUUGUGUAUCUGUUGUUGUGAAUGUUUGUGUCGAGUGAGUGAUCUCCAGACCCACACAGUGUGUUGGUCUGAAUCCUUGAGGGUAGAUCCCUGACCGGGCCACUCCGGACCCGGUCGGGUUGGAAAGACCCAGUCAGGUUGGGAAGACCCGGUCGGGUGGCCCAAGUUGGGCAGACCCAGUUGGACCCACAUACCUCAGUGGCUGCAUGCCAGCGGUGGAGCGGUGGUCUCAAAUGCAAUGCCAUAGUUGUACCAUAGAGGAGAACCACACAUGAAUGUUUGUUCUGCUGCUGUGACGAUUCCAGGUUCCUCAAGGAUUUGUAGAUUUGUGACUCGAACACUAACGUAGAAGAACUUCUCUGUGACGUAAUGUCAGGCUCAUUUCCUGUUUGUGUUGUUGGACUUGGUAAGCUUCAGCUUACUCCACCAGACUGACCUCAGAUGUUCUGACAAGUACCUCAGGCUUUUUCUAAAUAUAUAUCAAGUUGUGUUGAAUAUUUGAUUGUGUUUUAGUAUUUGAUAUUUUAUUACUGGUCGGCCUCAGACUGUGGAGAUUGUUGUUCAUGUCUGAGCGGAGCCGGCCCGGUUCUGCUGAUGCUCUGAGAACCUAAAGGAAGAUGGGCAGAUUCCUGUAAAUGUUGGUGUUGAAGAGGCUGAACAACGUUGAUGUUUUUCCUUCGAUACACAAUCAGGGCAUUGCUGUUACUCUCUUCUGGGCGGGUCCAGAUCCUCUGCGUAUUUAUUUGGACUCAAGGCCCUUCGGUUGUGGGUGACGGUGAACACCGGUGAGGGUGGGGGGGCUCCUGGAGGACGGACGGCACGGCUGGCAUUACAAACUGCGUGAUCGAUGACGAGCAAACCAGCAGUCUGGUGCGGCCCCGGCCUGUCAGAACCGUUCGGGCUGAAUGUUAACCUGUCUCUGACCUGUCGUAGUAGUUUAGUGGCUUGGGACAACACACAAGCCCAUCUGUGCUUAAACGUGGUGAUGCUCCAGUACCUAGCUCUUUGCCGACAUGCGGGUUAGAUCAGGACGGUGUUUCGUUUGUUUUUAACGCCACCACACCGGUCCAUCCAGCGCCAUCACAGUUCCCAUCAACGGUCCAGCAAUAUUUCCGAUACAGCAAUAGUUUCUUCAAGGCCCGGCUGGGACGGCGCCGUCUCCAGCGCAGGUCAAACAGGCAUCCCAUCACACCCGGAUCAGGCUCCGGCGGAGAAACGCGGUGGGCUGAACGUGCACGCUCGGCGUGGCGCAGGUGCUUUCACGAAUCGUGCCAGACAAACGGCGGUCCUGCCACCGCUUGUUGCCUCAAAAUGCUGUCUUACACCCAGCUCUUCUGAACCGAAAACCCUGUUACCUCAUGCAGUACCUCCUCAGUGACACGAACACGGAGUCGCUCUCAUCUUCAACAAGAACGUUGCAGUUUUAUGUACAUAUGUACCAGUAAAUGUAAAGGUUUCUUCCUUUGGAGCAGCUGUCUGCUCAGCAUUGGGUUUCUUGCUGUAAACGUGUGAUCUCUGCCGUUUCUGUGACCUGUGUGAACCUGUACGAAUGAUACCUGUGCAUCCAGAUGCUUAGAAAAUAUACACUAGAGAGAUAUACAUUCAUCACUUUGUAUAUGAAAAUAAAACAAAAUCCUGAUUAACCAUGUAAACACUGCUA